AUUCUGUGGGUGGACAACAGUGCUGUGAUCCGUCCCAUCGAUAUGCAUGAGCCCCCUCUCGUGGCAAACAACAACAGGAAUGAAAAAAAAUCCAGGUGCCAGGAGGAGCGGCUGCAGGGAGAAGGAAGAGAGAGAGACUCGGCGACCCUGAGCGCGGCCUGGACUGUGCGCCCGCCGCGCCACGCCGCAGCCACCCACCAGUGCCCCGCCAGCCUUCCAGCAUGCCGCUCUGCCGCCGCCACAGCGCCGCCGCCGCCGCCGCCGCCGCCGCCGCCGCCGCUUCCCUCGUCGUCGCCGUCUGUAUGGUGACUGUGACAUCAGCAGCACCUCAGAGAUGUUCUUCCAUAGCAGCAAAUGACAAGAAAUACACCACACGCUAUGACAGCAUCGAUAUUGACAGCAUCCUGAAGAGCGACCGCCUGUUGAGGAGCUACAUGGACUGCCUGAUGGAACGUGGAGCCUGCACUCAAGAGGGCUGCCUCCUCAAAGCGGCGAUUCCUGAUGCCCUGCAAACUGAGUGCUCUAAAUGUAGUGCUGUUCAGAAGAAACAAGCAGGCCGUGUCAUGGCCUGGAUACUUGAGAACAAGCGAAAUUACUGGGAUGAACUUAUUGCCAAGUAUGACCCAGAAGGCAACUUCCGCAAAAAAUAUGGUUAUGAUGAGGAUGAUGAUGAAGAGAAGAAGUAAUAUAAAUACAAGGGGUGAAAGAGGAAGGGAAACACUCCACUCCAUCACAGUUUGAAGGUUCAAAAGGCAUUUUGAAGUAACAGAAAAUUCCUGUUCUUUUGUAACAACAUUGAUACUUACCAUGUCAGGUGUAUCAGUGCUUCUGAUAAGAAGCAAGAAAGUGAUGAUGAAUUGUGGCUAGUCUCCUGGAACUAAAAAAAUCUAGUGUAAUUUUGUCAUGUAAUGACAUUCUUGGAGAGUUGUGGCAGUUAUGUGAUACAUAAUUUUUAUAGCAUACUAUAGCUAUCAGCCACAAUUUGGAUUUGGUUUACUUUAUGGAAAAACACCAUUACUAGUUCUGAAUUUACACAUUUAUUCCCAAAUGGCUUGGAUCCAUUUAUGCUUUUAUCAAAAUACAACACACUACAUUGUCUUUUAUAAAGUGUAAAUGACGAAUGUAUAAAUUUGAAACUAGUAAUAGUGCUCUUAUAGUGUAAACAAAAUUGAAACUGUGGCUCAUUGCUGUGCUGUGUGCUGUAAAUAUUCUAUAAGAAGGUUGUCUGAUAAUAUAAUGAUGGCUCUGAAUAUAAAAUGGUCUUUUGUGGAAUAUUACUGCAUGACACUUACAGAUCACAACACUAUGCAGUUCUUUGUAUUUUUUCUGUAUUUACAAGAUUAAAAGUUAAUUAGGAAUCUAUGUAAUUAGACAUAUCCCAAUACAGUAUAUCAGUGACAUAGCAAAAGAACAUUCUUUGAAAAAUAUGAUGAGGUUGUGUAAAAGCUAUUUUGGUUUACAGUUAAGGGAAAUGACAGUACUAUGGUCAUAUUUGAAGAAACUAAAGAUUAGCAACUAGUAUCCUUAUUACCCUGAAAUGGAAAUGCCAAGGUUCAAAGGAAAAGACCAUAAAUAUACAUAAAUUUGAAAAUCAUGUUAUUGUGGUAGUUCAGAUGAAAAGAAUGUAUUCAUGAUUGGAAUUUUUCUACAGUAAAAAUAUAAAAUUCA
This is a messenger RNA of Schistocerca gregaria, 1668 nucleotides long. Its product is annotated as ejaculatory bulb-specific protein 3-like. Lineage: Eukaryota; Metazoa; Arthropoda; Insecta; Orthoptera; Acrididae. Bases 222 to 686 code for a protein of 154 amino acids. The record is from RefSeq and is a predicted model, not a curated record. The transcript is spliced from 3 exons.